Messenger RNA from Cetraspora pellucida, 456 nucleotides. NCBI's taxonomy places the organism in Eukaryota, Fungi, Glomeromycota, Glomeromycetes, Diversisporales, Gigasporaceae. The record is from the annotation of a GenBank genome assembly.
AUGAUCCGAGUCAAGGAUCCGGAAGCAUCACUUAAAUUCUACCAAGAAGUUUUAGGAAUGAAACUUAUCAAUAAAAUCGAUUUUGCCGAAUCUGAAUUUACACUUUACUUUCUUGCAUACUGUCAUGAACCGAUACCAGAAUCUCAUGGAGAAAAAAACAGAUACAUUUUUUCCAGAGAAGCCGUUUUAGAAUUAACACACAAUUGGAAUACAGAAAAGGAUCCUAAUUUUCAUUAUCAUAAUGGUAAUAAAGAACCCCGUGGAUUUGGUCAUAUUGCAAUUAGUGUUGACAACAUUGAGGCUGCUUGUGCAAGGUUUGAAGAAUUAGGUGUAAAGUUCAUCAAAAAGUUAAAGGAUGGUAAGAUGAAUAAUAUCGCUUUUAUUAGUGAUCCAGAUGGAUAUUGGGUCGAAGUUGUUUCAUAUGGCUUAGAUGCGACUUGUUCUUCUAAACAUUAA